CCAUCCCGUGGACUGCACACAAAGCGCCAUGGCUUGUUCCACACAGAAAUGGCAAUAUACCACCCAGAGCUUCCUGGAUUGUUCCAAGUGUGCGUUUGACCCCCUUUCCUUUUUCAAUUCAACAGUCAGUCACAGGCAAAGCGCACACGUGCAAGUACAAACCACUCGCUCCUACAUCAGUUUGCUGCUCCGUGGAUCGAUCCUCCGCCCAUCCAUAUAAAGUCAGCUCACCUCAGGAGCUGCUUCAAUAUUCACUGCUCAUUGCUCUCUCGCUUUCUCUUGAUCCCCUUCAACUUGCUUCCACUUGUUGUGCUCUGCGGACUGCAGUUGUUCAGGGCUGCAAGGAAACUAGUUACACAAACGCGUACGCUUUGGGCAUGGCCGUGGAGCCGGUCCUCGAAGCGGCCGCGCCCGUGCUGCCGUCGCCGUCGCCCGCCACAUCGGCAUCGGCAUCGGCGCCGGCGUCGAAGCUGGAACAGAGGGGAUCGAAGCGGAAGCGGUCGAGGCAGAUGGCGCCAAGCGAGGAGGAGCAGCUGGCGCUGUGGCUCCUCAUGCUGGCGCGCGGUGACCGCGAGCAGGAGCGGCUGCACGGGUGCUCCGUCUGCGGCAAGGCGUUCGCGUCCUACCAGGCCCUCGGCGGCCACAAGGCAAGCCACCGCAAACCACCUUCCCUUCCGGCUCCGGCGGCGGGCGCUGACGAGCAGCAGCCACAGGCGACGGCGGCCUCGUCGGGAUCGGCGUCCGGCGGCAGCGGCGGCAGGGCGCACGUGUGCAACGUGUGUGGGAAGGCUUUCGCGACGGGGCAGGCGCUUGGCGGACACAAGAGGAGGCACUACGACGGCACCAUCGGCAGCGCUGCCGCCAAGGGCACUGCCAAGGCCGCGGCGAACCGGCCGGGGUUCGACCUCAACCUGCCGGCGCUGCCGGAGGUGGUCGUCGAGGCGGAUCGUCAGGACGAGGUCUCGUCCUCCUUGGAGAAGAAGCCCAGGCUCAUCAUCACCGCGUGAACACAAUUGACAUGGGAAUUGAUUGAUUAGUUGACUCAUGUGCAUACUUGUUUGGUCAAAAUUAGGGGUUCAAACGGGAUCCGGGAAAGGCCUAGCUAGCUACUCCUUCAAUUCUCACAUCUCCUGUUCAAAUCGCAAGAUUUGAAUAGGAGAUGUGAGAAUUGAAGAAGUGGAUUCUUCGCGGGAUCCCGUUUGCAUACCUAGUAAAAGUUCAUUCAGUAGAAGAUAGAUGUUCUUGAUUAAUUUAGUUCUUGUGCAUAGAUAGGCAGAUAAGCUUGUUGGUGAUGACCCAUUCAUUGAUUAGUUUGUGUGUAAUAAGUUCAUUCAUUAGUUCAUUGCAGCCUUCUAGGUUCAGCAGUUAGCUCUACAUCUAGAUUAGGGAGCUUAGCUCAGAUACAAGUAUAGAUAUACUGAUCGAAUUGGGUUGAGUUCUGUUUACCCAUGCCAUGGAUGAUAGAUAGAUGUGUAUACAUGUAUCAUAAUUCAUAAAAUUUGAUCGAGUGAGAUGCUGUCGUUGCUUGA
Brachypodium distachyon (stiff brome) is the source of this 1529-nucleotide messenger RNA. Its product is annotated as zinc finger protein 1. Lineage: Eukaryota; Viridiplantae; Streptophyta; Magnoliopsida; Poales; Poaceae. Gene Ontology annotation, molecular function: DNA-binding transcription factor activity. Bases 378 to 1007 code for a protein of 209 amino acids. The transcript has a single exon. The record is from RefSeq and is a predicted model, not a curated record.